UUCUCUCUCUUCUUCGUCGUUCCCUUCAGCAGCGAGCAGGUAACACAGCCUCCUAAAAUCCACUGUCAUCUGCCGCUUUUAUGCUACACCACUUUUUAUAACAUUGAUUGUGCUUGACAUCGGGAUAAAUGCGUUGUAAAUGUUUGAUUAAUUCAGUGAUUUUAUAAAACCGAGCACAGAUUAGUGACAUGAUUGGCGUUUUUGCUAGCUAGCUAGCUAGCUGGCGGAAGCCAUGUUUCGCUGGAGACAUGAGACAUGAACUAUGAUUUAAAGGAAGAAUAUUCGAGUAUAGUUCAGUCUGUUAAUCCCACACGCGCUUGUUUUGCUUUUUAAACUGUUUAAGACAGUUAACGGAUAAACAUGUGUACAGUCGAGUAGUACAACACGCAGCGCAUGCCACGGUGUAUACCUGUGCUACGUCAUCAGCUACGCCACUGACUUUGCUUGUAUCGAGGCUCUUUCAUGUCAUUGAUACUUUGUGUCUGUGCAGCACAUUUGUAGAAUCCUUAGACCACAGUUGAACUGUCUUCUGUCGAGAAAUCAAAUGUUGUGCUCGUUAGAGCUACAUCACAUGUGCAUGACUGACUGUGGCUUAAUUCAUACAUUAACCCUUCAAAAAGCACUUGCUGUGUCUUUGUCAGUGACUCGGUGAGUUGUCGUAGAAGGGAAUAUUGAGCUCAUCACUGUGGGUGAGACGGCAGCGACACAGUGGCUGACUGAUCUCAAUCAGUGAUGAGACAAAUGUAACCUUCUCAUUCAAGUCCAUGAAAUAAGUUAAUGCUUCAACCUGUAGUCUGUCUGUCCUGUAUGGUUUUAGGUGAUAAACUACAUUUGUUUUCGGGUUUUUUUUUAUUGGCGUCAGGACUGAAACAACUUCCACUUUCUGUGUCUGCAGGUCCAACAGUGCGCUGACCUUUGGCCCAGGAUCGCCUCCGCUGGCAACAUUGCCUGAGCUGGACCGUGAACCGAUUUUUCAAUAAACUGUUGUUAAACAAAGUCACGUGUGUUAGUGGUCAUUUAUGUAACAAGAUAAUAAUGUGACGUAUGAGCUACAAGGAUUUUGAUAUUUUGUGGAACUAUUAGAGACAUUACAUUAUGGAGACAUAAAUGAAUGUCCUUGGCAGAGGUUUGUGCUUUCUUUUAUUUUUAUUUAAUAGGUAAUGACAAUCUGACCAAUUGCCUCAACUAGAGAUUUGCUUUCCAGUAACAUUUCUGCUAAACCUAUAGUCAUUGCAGACUGGGGAAUUAGUUUGUAUCACCUAUUUUGCCGUAUUGCAAUUCUGUACUUUGACUUGUUCCAGUAAACCUACUUUGUUGAACAGAACACAGAAAUACGGUGUCAGUGGAAGCACUGCUGGACACUUUAAUGGAUUCCGUUUGGUUGCCUCUGCCUCCACUUAAUUCACUCUUGUAUACAAACUACAGCAGCCUUUAACCUAUGGUUAUAAAUGAGCACAAGUUACAAUCUUUACCAUGUUCAUGACUUGUGGGUUUCCCCUGAAGUGACACAGAAUUACUGUAAAUGAGGGCAGAAAUCAAAAACUCCAGAGCUUUAACGUCUUAUUUCUGUGUUUGCUUUAGUUUAUUUUGCCUUGAAUUGCAAAUGGGAUACCGACAUUUUAAACUUUUGACUUAAGACUGGGGAUCGUGACUCUGAUGUUCAGUGUGAGGUUUUUUAUGUUUAAAAAAGUGUUGACAAUACGAUCCAAAUAAAGUAUUACGGUUAAUUAAAAUGAUGUUUCAUAGCCGUUUUUAGUGAGCUCAGAAUUACCCAAUUACCCAGAGUGAUCUCGUCGACGUUCCUUGAACGCCUCACGCCCUCGCGCCGUAAUCCGGAUGUAGAUUGGCUCAAUUCCUCGCUUUCUUCAUUCUCGUUCCUCUCUGCAGUAAACGGGUAUGAGCUGCCUCCUAAAAUCCACGUUCAUCCGCCGUUUUUAUGCCAGACCACUUUUUAAAACCGUGAUUUUAUAAAACGAAGUCCAGAUUAUUGACGAUGGCGUGUUUUUGCUGGCUAGCUCGCUUCUAAUUGGCAAGAAUGGCUCUCCUCUGAUUGGUUAUUUGGUUUGGCCGUGAAACGUCAUCCCUUCUAAACUGUGUAAGUAAACAGUGACAAGUGCAAUAUUCCAGGUUCACAUGUUCAUAGGCUGUUUAGAUUAGUCCUAGAUGUUUGAGUGAGUCUUGUGAUGAGAGAGUGAGACAUAUUGGGCUCGUGGGUGGUGCAGAUGUGUGUGUGUGUGUUAGACUAACCCGCAGACACUGAGGGUAAAUGGACUGAACAGUAACUGACAGCCACACAGUAACGUGGUGGUUAAAGGCCACUGUGUGAUGCUGAUGUGCUUGAUCCGUGUCAUCUUCUGUGGAAACAGUCUCUUCCCAAAAGCCUGAAGCAAGCCAGCAUAUUAGCCAUUUCAAGCCAUGGAGGUUAAGUGUCGCUGGUGUCAUAUUUGUGCAAAGGAGAACUUGGAGAACAUCAUCCCGGAUCAUCUCCAGCAACUUCUGCCCGAGGGGCACUGCCAUUUUAUCUGCACCUACAAGCCAGUGGAGAGGGCUUUUACAGCCUGUAUAAAACUUCAACUUGCCACCAGAGAGGAGGCAGAAGCCUGGUUGGAGGACUUUCAACGGUCCUCAAGAGUGACCUUGACGGUGGACAAAACCUAUCCUAUCACCAAGGAUACAGUUCGGCGAAACAGCUAUCGAGUUGACAUGAAAUGCCAGCACAAUACAAGGCAGACCCGCUCCUCGAAAACAAACACACACUGUCCUGCUGUGCUCUACCUCGUGCUGAAAAAGCACAGGCAUAGCCAGAACAGGAAGUCCAGAUCGAGUGAUACUCAUAUUCAGGAGGGUUUGUUGUUGCAUGUGACCGUCAAACAUCACCACAACCACCCCCUUGGCUGUUCCGAGGCCAGAGAGACCGUGGAGAAGCUGGAGAAACUUUUUCAGAGUCGGCAAUCACCGUCCUCAGCCCGAAACGCCCUGAAAUAUGAACUCCAGGAGGAGCAGGGCGAUUCAUACGUGUGUGCCUCCAUUUGUCCUGACGUCCAAUUUGGCUCUGGAGCUGCAGAAGUGUCAUCUCGAAGUGAGUCGGUGGCUGAGCAUCUCAAAGGUCGUCUCAGAUCCAUGUUUGAUGACCUCGUGGACAAGCUCGAAAAGGAUCUGACCUUUCGAGCCCCGAUAGAAUCUCUUGUGUCGUCCUACGAGAACAUUCAUACUGACAGCGGCCUGAUCUCAGCACUGUCUAUGUUUGGGAAGAGGAGGAGUGCUGCUGCCGCUGCUGCUGCUGCUGAUGAUGAUGAUGAUGCUGCUGCUGCUGAUGAUGCUGCUGCUGCUGACGCGAGUGACAUCAAAAUGCGGCCAAGAAAGAGUCUGGAAAUGAGCGCACAAAUAGGUGUGCGGUCGACAGCCGUCGCUUGCCGUAAGACUCCGCUGGGGGGCAGACGGGCGCUCAUCACUGGUGGACCUCCAAAAAGAGCCCGGAGGGAACAACCAUGAGCAGGUGAAAGAGGGGAGUGGUGCACUGCCAAGAAGAAUGCUGUGUAUAUGAACCCUGAACUGACUGUGCUGAGAAAGCAUCGAGACAAAGUGGCUGUAAAACUUUCAGUACUGUCCUGUCGAGAAGCCAUUCUCAAACUUAUAGUAGAGUGAAGUGAUCAUCGGUAUCUCUUAUGAAUAAUUUUCCAAUCAUCUUGCAGAUGUUUCCAAUCUAAAGAACACAGCAGGUUCCAUAAACACAACUAACAAGAUGUGUUCCACUUUUUAAAAUAAUUCCACAGGCUUUAUAUAAUAUAUAGACUGUAUAUUAAUAUAGAUUUUAAAUAUG
Solea senegalensis (Senegalese sole) is the source of this 3820-nucleotide messenger RNA. RefSeq lists its product as uncharacterized. The transcript is spliced from 5 exons. Lineage: Eukaryota; Metazoa; Chordata; Actinopteri; Pleuronectiformes; Soleidae. Bases 2416 to 3492 code for a protein of 358 amino acids. The record is from RefSeq and is a predicted model, not a curated record.